GGAUUUAAUCUGCAUGUUGUCAGUUUCGCGUGACUUUCACAUAGUUUUUCGCCUUUAAAAAAAAAGAGGAAACACUGCACCUUUUAAUUUUUUAGACUGAGGGGCCGGAGUGCCUCUUCCUUUUAUAGUUCCGGAGAAAAUUUCUUCCUUUCCCCUUACAAACCUUCAAAUGACCACCUCAACACGUGUUUUUGCAAGGUUACUCCAGGUAGUUUUUAGUCGGCGCGAAAACCCCUACGAGAAAAUUCCACGCAUACCCAGAUUGUUUCUACGGUACUUGGUGUUUUCGGUGUGUCAUUAAUCUCCUAUCAAAUUAUGGAGACGUUGUUGUCGAGGCCUUGACAGGGCUCCACACACGGCGUUUCGGGGUGGACUAAGAAUAAACAGACGGGAAAAUAGUUGAAAGAAAAAACAUUUGAAAAAAAAAGCUGUCUCGCGAAGGGGAAGAAGUGUAUAGGACAUGCUGUCGCUGCUCCUCAGCGUCGCAGCAUUGAUUACUUUGGUGUGUUUCCGAGUGUCCACGUUGUACAAGCGCAUCUGCGCUCGCGACAGCCUGCUGAGGAGCAACAGUCGUCGUCGUCGUUGUUGUCGACACCCCGAGAAACGCGUGUCGAUGCGAGUCAUGGAGCAGCCGGUGAAACCGUGUGCGAGCAGCAACACGUCGACAGCGGACAACACUGAGCAGACUGCUGGUGGCGCCGAAGCAGUUGAGCGUGUCCCGAAGCAGCGCGGCUCAGAACAGCGGGAUAUGCUGAGGGGCUGA
Molecule: messenger RNA, 763 nt
Organism: Notodromas monacha
Lineage: Eukaryota; Metazoa; Arthropoda; Ostracoda; Podocopida; Cyprididae
Source: the annotation of a GenBank genome assembly